This is a messenger RNA of Lachancea sp. 'fantastica', 690 nucleotides long. NCBI's taxonomy places the organism in Eukaryota, Fungi, Ascomycota, Saccharomycetes, Saccharomycetales, Saccharomycetaceae. The record is from the annotation of a GenBank genome assembly.
AUGAACCGCAUAUUUGGCUACGGUGGUCGCAAGGCUCACGACCAGCUUUUACAGGAUUCCAACAAGGCCAUGAACGAAGCACAACAAUCGAUGCAAGAACGAAUUUCGGGUCUGGACACUCAAAUAGCACAGUUGAACGCUCAGCUACAAACUAUUCAACGCAAAAUAUCGACGAUCAGCUCCACCAGUGGCCAGAGGCCAUUGCGUCAGCGUGCUCUGAAGCUUCUCAACAAGCGGAAGCAACUAGAGUCAAUGAGGGAUUCACUUGAUGCCCAAUCGUGGUCGAUGAACCAGGCUCAAAUGACUAGUGACAACCUCAGAAACACGAUGGUGACAGUUAACGCAUUGAAACAAACUAACAAAGCUCUCAAGGCACAAUACGGCAAGAUUAACGUCGAUAAAUUGCAAGACAUGCAAGACGAAAUGCUCGAUCUGGUAGAGCAAGGAGAAGAGCUGCAACAAGUGCUUGCAAUGGGCAGUGGAGCCCAAGACAUCGAUGAUAUCAGCGAAACGGAGCUCGACGCCGAGCUGGAGGCUCUGGGCGAAGAUCCCAUGUUUCAAGGUGACAUGGCGGGUCUGGAAGGUGAGAUUGGAGGCGAGGUGCCGUCUUAUCUUUCCGGCACGAUUCCCCAUUUUGUCGACGAGGAGCCGGCCAAGGAACAGACCGGGAACUUGGAGACUGCUACGUAG